Messenger RNA from Cydia pomonella (codling moth), 1385 nucleotides. RefSeq lists its product as uncharacterized. Lineage: Eukaryota; Metazoa; Arthropoda; Insecta; Lepidoptera; Tortricidae. The record is from RefSeq and is a predicted model, not a curated record. Bases 244 to 1299 code for a protein of 351 amino acids. Gene Ontology annotation, cellular component: nucleus. The transcript has 2 exons. Gene Ontology annotation, molecular function: DNA binding.
GACGGCACCAGUAAUGGACACGGCACCAAUUAUGGACAUUUUUUUCGUUGAUCGAAUUUAUUAAGCAACUGUCCCGACAUUUUUCAACUGGCAACACUAAAGCAUAACCAAUAGACGUUUGAGCUGUCAUUUUGACACACGUCACCAAAAUCGGCCAUUUUGUUCUUAGAUGGCUGCGAAGUCAAAAUUCGUUACGCGCGGUGGUAAUAAAAAUCCGUUUUUAUUAUUGAAAUCGUUAAGGAGAUGGCACCGAAGAAAAAUUAUACCCCCGAACAAAUGGGGAGAGCAUUGGAUGCUGUAAGGAUGGGAGAAACUAUAAGCACAGCUGCCCUCCGGUUUGGGGUUCCUCGAAUAACCUUGCACAACAAAGUGACAGGCAAAAGUCCUGCAGUUUGUGCUAUGGGGCCUCAAACUAUCCUUACGGCAGAAGAAGAGGACAUUCUGGUAAAAUGGUUGGUCGCAAUGAGUGAAAAGCACUUUCCCAUAAAUAGACAAUUAUUAACAGAGAGCGUGCAAAAAAUUAUAUUAGAUCAAGGGAAGGCCAAUCCUUUUACAAAUAACAAACCUGGAAAAAAGUGGUUUUCCUCAUUUUUAAAACGUCAUCCAGAUAUAACAGAAAAAACAGCACAAAAUCUUUCGAAGUCGAGGGAUGACGUUACCGAAGAAGGCAUACGCAAAUGGUUUAAUGAAAUAACGACAUACAUAGAAGGUGUAGGUUUAAAAGAUGUUUUAGAUGACCCUAGCCGGAUAUUUAAUACCGACGAAAGCGCAUUUUUUUUGUCACCAAAAGCAGGCCGAGUUCUUUGUAAACAAGCAGAAAAACAUCUGUACCAAUUCUGCGGCGAUGAAAAAGACAACCUAACUGUUUUACUCACUGCCAGUGCCACCGGUCAACUAGCACCACCAAUGAUAGUCUUCAAGUAUGAAAGACUGCCAGCGCACGUAACAGCCACUGUUCCUGAACAUUGGGGCAUAGGAAAAUCUGAAUCAGGGUGGAUGUGUGGGAGCACAUUCUACGAGUAUGUCACAAAUAUUUUCAAUCCAUGGCUAGAAGAGCAAAAGAUACCAAAACCGAUCCUGUUUUUUUUAGAUGGCCACAGAUCACAUUUAACAUUACAUCUAUCAGAAUUUUGCUCCGCACACGGCAUAGAGCUCAUUGCUCUGUACCCCAACUCAACCCAUAUCCUUCAACCAAUGGAUUUAGCAGUGUUUGUUACCAAUUCUAAGCUGCAGCUGCUGGCAAAGAGGCAAAGCCUCAAUAAAUGUUUAAAAAUUACUGAAAACCAGAUGGUUGAUUGAAAGUCUGAUAGUAUAACUUGGAAAUCUAAGACUGAUCAUGUUGAAAGUUCAAAUAGCGUUACCUAAUAAUAAAAGUUGAUUUGUGA